Molecule: messenger RNA, 1984 nt
Organism: Closterium sp. Naga37s-1
Lineage: Eukaryota; Viridiplantae; Streptophyta; Zygnematophyceae; Desmidiales; Closteriaceae
Source: the annotation of a GenBank genome assembly
GGUUCUAUGCAGCAAUAAUCUGAUUGGUUCUAUUCCAUCCACUAUCGGCAACAUGAGCAAACUUGUUUACCUGGUUCUUUACAACAACAGUCUGAGUGGAUCUAUUCCAUCCACCAUCAGCAACAUGAGCAACCUCUAUGAUUUGAAUCUUCACAGCAACGCCUUGAGUGGGUCCAUUCCGUCCACCAUCAGCAACAUGAAUAACCUCGGUCAUUUUGAUGUCAGUGAUAACAGCCUCACUGGCCAGCUCCCUCCAACAGUGGGCAAACGCACUCGAAUUUCAUACCUCGAUGUAAGUCAAAACAACCUCAGUGGCCAAAUUCCUCCAGCAAUAGGCCAUCUUACUCGUCUUUCACACCUUGAUGUCAGUUGGAACAACCUCACUGGUGAACUCCCCCCAACAAUAGGCAAUCUCAGUCUGCUUCCAUCCUUGUACAUAUCUUCGACUGCAAUCACAUGCCCUCCUGACUACAGCAGCUGCAUGGUCCCACAGAAUGCUUCCAGUGCUUUCUGCAGGCACUGUGACUCAUUUUGCAUCACGUGUGACAAGCCACAACGAGAUUUCAUACCCUCCCCAUCGCCAGUGCCAACACCAUCAGCCUCUCCAUCCCAGUCUGGAAGCGGUCUAUCCAACGGAACCAUUGCUGGCAUUGCUGUUGCUGCGGGUAUGGCUGUCCUCACGCUGCUGCUGCUGAGCUGGUUGCUGUGGAAGCGAUGCCGCACCAAAGGGGCAGCAGGAGGAGGUGACACUGACACUGAUGUGGUUGGAAAGGAUUUGGCAGAAGAAAGUGCAUUCCAAGACUCUGAAACUGAUUAUUCAAACGCAGCAUCCAGAGCAGUGGAGAGGGACCCGGAAGCAAGCGCUGCAGCUGCUGCUGCAGCGGCAGUUGUGGCAGCGGGCGCAGCAGCACAGGAGAAGCAGAGAAACCUGGUGGAGGAGAUGGAGGCAGUGACGCCACAUGUGUGCCAGAAGUUCACUCUGGAAGAGCUUGCAAGAGCAACGGGAGAGUGGGCAGAAGGGAACAGGAUUGGCAGUGGCAGCUUUGGGGAUGUGUACAAGGGUGUGUCGCUGCAUGAUCCGAAUUCGAUGUGGGCUGUGAAGCGCUCUAGAGUUCUCUCCAAUGACUUCCUCACUGAGGUGAAGGAGAUGGCCAGCAAGCACCACCCCAACCUGGUGCGCCUGCUGGGCUUCUGUGCGAACUACGAUUCAAGCACGGGCAGGAUUGAGCAAGUGCUCGUGUAUGAGUUCAUGGCGAACCGAGACUUGGAGACCUGGAUUGGACCAGGAGCUCCAAGCCACCUCUCUCUGUUGCAACGACUGGAUGUUUUGAUUGGAGUGGCAAAGGGGCUGCAAUAUCUUCAUGACUUUGGCAUUGUGCAUCGCGACAUCAAGCCAGCCAAUAUUCUCCUUGGUGCAAAAAUGCAGGCCAAGAUUGCAGACUUUGGACUGGUGAAACUCACUGAGACCACUGCUAUGGGCAUGUCUGUGGCUGCCACUCGAGUGAUGGGAACACCGGGCUAUGUGGACCCUGCCUACUACAAGUCUCACAAGGCUACUCCAGCAGCAGAUGUGUACAGCUUUGGUGUGGUGAUGCUGGUGGUCAUCUCAGCACGCAAGGCUGUGCAUGUGAGCGAGACCAGCCAGAUCAGCCUGAGGCAAUGGAUCGCCCCGUUCGUGGAGUCAGAUGCCGUAACAAUGUUCAAGGACCCAUACUUAGACGCACCAGACGACUUGGUGCUGCGCUGGGCUUGCCUUGCGCUCUCCUGCACCACCAUGCCUGCAGUCACCCGCCCCUCCAUGAAUCAAGUGCUGGGAGAGCUGGUGAAAUUGAAGCAAGAGGCGUUCGGAGCACAUGUGGGCGAUGCCAUGUCUCGCAUCAACAUGGAGAGUGGGAGUUUUAUUGGCUCCUCCAGCUUCACUGCUGAAAUGGCCCGUGCAGAGCAAGAGGGCAUGCAGAGUGACUCCGCAACCAGCGUGACAUAG